Messenger RNA from Protobothrops mucrosquamatus (brown spotted pit viper), 1025 nucleotides. Its product is annotated as partitioning defective 3 homolog. Bases 235 to 498 code for a protein of 87 amino acids. The transcript has 2 exons. Gene Ontology annotation, molecular function: phosphatidylinositol binding. Gene Ontology annotation, biological process: establishment or maintenance of epithelial cell apical/basal polarity; establishment of cell polarity; intracellular protein localization. NCBI's taxonomy places the organism in Eukaryota, Metazoa, Chordata, Lepidosauria, Squamata, Viperidae. Gene Ontology annotation, cellular component: apical junction complex; cell cortex; apical plasma membrane. The record is from RefSeq and is a predicted model, not a curated record.
GCCCUGUCCUCCGGAAUAGCGGCACGAUUCUGCCUAUUUGGUUGCCGCAGGGUGAGGCGCCCGCCCUCGGGCCGGGCUCCCGCUUGGCACUGGUGGCCCAGGAAAAGCAAACAGACCCCAAAAGAUCUCCCUCCCUCGGGCAGCCGAACCGGACUCAGGCGGAGAGAGGCGCUCGGCCGUUUCUCCAGUCGCCCCUCUUGGGCCGAGUCUGUAGGAAGGCUCGGAAGCAAGAAGAUGAAAGUCACCGUUUGCUUCGGCAGGACCCGGGUGGUCGUGCCCUGCGGGGACGGGCACAUGAAAGUUUUGAGUCUGAUUGAACAAGCCGUCACCAGGUACAGGAAGGCAAUCGCCAAGGAUCCAAACUACUGGAUACAGGUCCAUCGUCUAGAACACAGUGAUGGUGGAAUCCUAGACAGCGAUGACAUUCUUCGUGAUGUGGCUGAUGAUAAAGACAGAGUGAGUAUUAAUAUUUCAAAGAAGACUAUUUCUUGUUUGUGAGCACUGAGAAAUUAUUGAUGUUUUACCUGAAAAGAAGGUAACAUUGAAUUUAAAACAGUCCAACUAAAUAGAAACUGGGUUUACUAGCUUACUGUAUUUUCAGCAAAUCUAUCAUGCUACUCUCACUUUACAAAUUACUUGAAGAAUGUCUUUUUUCAGAUAAAGAAAUGGAAAAAAGAACAAUGUAGCAUUUAAAACAAAUAACCUGGAAUUGGCAAAGAGAUUAGUUGCUAAGUAAUAUUUUUUAUGAUGAUACUUAUUCUAAUUAAAGUUAUAAAUAAUUUGAAGGAACAAAAUGAAUUAACAAUGUGAGACAAACAUUUAGAAGUUUACUCUUCAAAUUCUCAAGAGAGAACUAUAAAAAUGUUUCUUUGGAAAUGCAUACUUGGUUAAAUUUUUAGGAUGCCUCUAAAACUAUUUUAUUUCACUGCAUUGUAUGAUAAAUAUUUCUACAGCUACAUUAAAUAUUCAGCUUCAAGUAUACAUUAUCUUGGUAGAAUGGAAAGUCUUGAUGAAACAUUAUUUUC